CGCCUGAACUGCUGGGUUCUAUUUGACUUCCAGGUGGCUCUGGGCCAUGGCGUGGGCAUCACCCUCACACGCAUGACCCUCAACACCUGCCUGUCCAUCCUGUGGCUGCUCCACUACCCAGCGCUUGUACGUCACUUUCAGGCUUCCGUCAUGGCACUGGCCUGGUUCGUGGCCCUGCUCAACCCGGUUCUGUUCACUGUCCUGGCCUGCGCCCAGUCCUUCUGUGGUGGAGCUGGACCCUGUGUGCUCCACCACACUGGAGAGUCCCGCGUCUGGGAUUCAGCAGCCUAGCGCUGUUGGCGUUCUUGGUGCUGCUCAUCAUGACCAGCUACGUGCUCAUCUAUAUGGCAGGCUGCCGGGCAGGGCAUAUCUCACCUCCAACAGCACCAUCCUGAUCCACAAGCUACAGAUGAUCCUGUACCUGCUGCCUCUGGUGCCCAUCAUCACCAGGUUGAAGCACAAUAUGGCCGCCACUGUGGCCCACUUCAUGGUGUUCUUAGUGAGUCAGGCGCUCAGCCCCGUGAUGUAUGGCCUGCGCUGCCGGGAACUCCAGGAGCAGCUCCCCCACUUCCUCCCGCGCUGGACAAAAGUCUGCCAGGCCUGCGGUGGUCAAAGCAGCACCACAGACUGCUCUAGUACAGGGACCUCCAACAGCUCUAGGACCACACUUAGCACUGGAAACAAAAUGAGCUCCAGAACCACAACUAGACCGUAA
Molecule: messenger RNA, 715 nt
Organism: Coregonus sp. 'balchen'
Lineage: Eukaryota; Metazoa; Chordata; Actinopteri; Salmoniformes; Salmonidae
Source: the annotation of a GenBank genome assembly